AUGGCGAGUCCAGAUGCACGCCAUGUCUACGAGGCGGUAGAUGCGGCCGAGGCGCUCCUGAAGAUAGCCAUCGAAGACAUCGACGCCGAGAAGCACUUGCGGUAUAUGCCUGCUCGGUUCUAUCUAUACGAGAUUCACUCGGCAGUAUUCCUGUACAAAGCACACGCCUCAGGUGCCAUAUCAUCCGCUACACAUGCCCAAACGGCCGCCUUGAUGAGACGCUUCAUCGACGUUCUCGAGACCGCCGCUACAGAUGCAGACCAUAUCGCUGCCAAGUACGCGAAGCUGCUGAACAGAUUGUGGUUCCAGCGGACAGAAAACACAACAAAUAGCAGAAGACAACGGAACUUGGAUGAUAGUGCGGAGCCCAGUGCAGCCCAGGAAGCCAAUACCCUGCAACCCUUCCUGGGUGAAGAUGAUGAUGCUGAUUCAAAUCAUCUUCCAUCGUUUGAUGACAUCGGAUUACAGCCGUUGGACUGGAUUGAAUCAAUCGAGGGUCUUUUCUCCAUGCCAGCCGCAUUUCCCUGGGAUCAAACCAUUUACUGA
Molecule: messenger RNA, 546 nt
Organism: Colletotrichum karsti
Lineage: Eukaryota; Fungi; Ascomycota; Sordariomycetes; Glomerellales; Glomerellaceae
Product: C6 transcription factor
Exons: 2
Coding region: 1-546 (181 amino acids)
Cellular component (GO): nucleus
Molecular function (GO): DNA-binding transcription factor activity, RNA polymerase II-specific
Source: RefSeq, a predicted model, not a curated record